AUGGCACGCGACUCGGAUCCCCCUCUUCUCGCCUACAUCCAUAAUGCAAGAUCCUACGCCGAGCAGACGAACGCGCUCCGUUCACUCAAAAACGACAUCGUAGGCCAUACUCGGAAGAAGGAAACAUGGGUGGCGCUCGGCGCCCUUGGUCCGAUCGUCAGUAUACUACAGUCCAGCAGACUGCCAAACAAGGCCAAUGGCGCGCGUACACAACCUCCCGCCGGCUCGUUAGCAUUAGAAGAGGAGGAGAACGUAAGGUUACAGGCAUUACAAGUGCUCUCCAGCUUUGCCAAUGGCGGCCCAUCAUACAUCGACCCCCUUCUUGCUGCCGACGCCCUGCCCGCCCUGCUGGCCAAUACAUGCCCCAACACCAACCCGCCGCUGGUGGUUGCGACGGCACUGAGAGCCUUGGUAAACAUGACUGAAGCUGCCUCGCUUUGCGUUUCCACGCCUGCAGAGCUGCGUAUACUGGCAGACGCCAUCUUUGCUCCGGAAAGCAUUGAAACACUGGCAAAUAUUCUGGCACAGGCGGGCCAAUGGAGGUUAAAUGUCAAACAGCAGCCAGUGUCAUUGGUGACCACCUUGAUCAGCCGCCUUUGCCAGGAUGAACAGCACGCUCUAGCACUGGCUGAUUCGCCUGUUCUGGACCUGCUCGCCAAAGAGCUGGCCAGCUUCGCUGUAGCUGAUGGUUACGUGAUACCGGGAGCAGAAGCGUUGGAUGGGAGAGCCGAAUAUAUUCCCCAACCGGCGCCCUCUGGAUCUAAUCUUGCAUCCACCCUGGAAGCAUUGACGACUAUCGUGUCGGAUUCGCGAUAUAGGGCGUGCAGGUUGCUGUGCUCGCCGCCCGUUCUUGCUGUCUUUCCCAAUCUUCAGUUUUCACCAUCCCCACUAACAGCUCGUCCCUGGUUCACUCUCUCAGCUAGCGACUUGAAGCAAAUCGGUGCCAUGGAUACUCUGCUCCCACCAGUCCCAUACCAUCAGCAGCGAGGGACCUCACAUGGGACAUUCCCUUCUCUUGGUUCGCCUGAGUCUAGGGAGGGCGCCGUGCCGUUUUCUCGAUCCGCGUCGAGCAAAUUCAGCGAUGGCUUGCCUGUAACCAACAGCUCUCGCCAUGGUCCUUCCGGUCAGAAUGGGACGUCCGAUUCGGAAGACCUCGAAAGCCCUCUCAUUCCAUGGCUCAUUGCCUUGUCCAGGAAUCGAAGCGACCUGGAGCGGCUGAUGGCAACCAGUCUAUUGACAUCUCUGGUGAGGUCAGGACUUGGAAAGCGGUCCUUCAGAGAGCCAAGCAUCGGUCUACUCGUCGUGCCUCUCCUGUGCGAGAUGCUCCAUCACUAUGAACGGGCGAGCUUCGCUAUCGACCUGGCCUGCAGCACAUCCCAGCUGGUCGAUGCAUCCGCUCCGCUGUCAUGGGCCAUCCGCGAACGAGCUCCAGCUGUCCUCUCUCGUCUCAUCACGGACAGUGAGCAACUCCAAAAGGCGGCAUUUGAUUGCGGCGCAGUCAAGAUUCUGAGCCGGUUGAUGAAGGAUGCCUACGAAGCGGUGCCGCCCACGGCGUUCGCGCGGCCAUGGUCUCCAAACCCCGACACAGGUAUGGACGUAGAGAGCAGCUCACCUUCAUGCCGGCUCGGCGCCGAAGGCCAGCCUCCGCUACUAGCACACCGUAUCAGGAUGCGCGAGACCGUUCUCAAGGCCAUAGGCGCUCUGGCGGCGGGUAGAGACGAGUAUCGCAAAGCAUUCGUUGAUGCAGACAUCGUUCCCUUGAUAGUCCAAUCUCUCUCCACAGCGCCCGUCAAGCCUUCCAACCCCAGGGACCGUGCCAAGCCCGAAGAAGCUGACGGGCCCGUCCCGGACACUGCAACCUCUGGAUAUGGGAGCAACACAUUGGGCGUCAUCAUUGCCGCCUGUCACGCUGUUCGCAUGCACUCGCGUUCUGUCAGCAUCUUGACCCCCUCACUUGUGGACCAUGGCGUAUCGUUACGGAUAUUCCGUUAUCUGAAACACCCCGACGUCGAUGUCCAGAUUGCAGCUACAGCAGCCAUGUGCAAUCUGGUCACCGAGGUCAGCCCCAUGCGUGAGAUGCUUGCAGAAAGGGGUGUGAUGAAAAUCCUCUGUGAGCAUGCGCAUUCGCAGACAGCAGCACUACGACUCAAUGCUUUGUGGGCACUGAAGCACUUUGUUCAUGCGGCCGAUCCCGACGUCAAGAAGUUAUGUCUUGAGCAGCUCGAGCCAGGAUGGCUUGUGCGCCUUAUCUGCGACGACACGGAAGACGACGCCUUGUGGUCCGCCCGCGCCAAGACUGACACGCAGGGUGAGGUCGACAGUGGCGACGACGAUCUUGACGGAGAUGUAGAGAUGGACCGCCAUGAUGGUCCCUCCAAGUCAAUCUACGGCACCACGGGGCUUCCUCGUGACACGCACGGCCGACCAGCCGCCUGGGCCGUCCAUGCUGAGACCAAGAAAGCAAUCCUCCGCGACGCAGAGCUGAACCCUCAGCGCCGUGCACGGAACGACGAUCUUGCCAUCCAGGAGCAAGGCCUCGACUUCAUCCGAAAUCUCAUCGGCGCCUCCGCAGCCCCUGCCUCCUCGGAUCCGGCCACCGAGUCCACCGACAUGAUCGAGCACUUGUUCACCGAACUCGGCCAGGACCGCUUCUUCGACAUACUCGCCAAGAAGCUGCAGGCCAAGGUCCUCCACCCAGCGGCCCAUCGCCGCAACGGCUCGCCAGUCACCACCAACGAAGCCGCUCGCGUCCUCUACCCGCAGCCCAAGAUUGUCGAGGCCGUCGUCUUCAUCCUCGUGCACAUGGCCGCCAGCACCCCGCGCCACCGCCAGCUCGACAAGGAGGUCCGCGUCGCGCUCUGCCACCUCGUCAGCAACCUCACCUGGCAGGACGACGAGACGGACUCGCGCCCCAGCGCGCUGCGCGCCCACGAGCUGCGCAAGCUCGGCAUGCUCGGCAAACUCGAGACCCUGCUCGAGAGGGACCCGGAGCUCGACGUCCGCGAGCGCGCCAAGGUCGCCGUGUGGCAGAUGAAGCAGCUCAGCUUCUAG
Verticillium dahliae VdLs.17 is the source of this 3051-nucleotide messenger RNA. Its product is annotated as armadillo repeat protein. Gene Ontology annotation, cellular component: GID complex. Gene Ontology annotation, biological process: proteasome-mediated ubiquitin-dependent protein catabolic process. The record is from RefSeq and is a predicted model, not a curated record. Bases 1 to 3051 code for a protein of 1016 amino acids. NCBI's taxonomy places the organism in Eukaryota, Fungi, Ascomycota, Sordariomycetes, Glomerellales, Plectosphaerellaceae. The transcript has 4 exons.